AUGUCAAGUAAAGCGAUAAGAAUUGUUUCACCCUCUGGUUUUAGAGCUUUGUUGUCAAGCUCAUCUAAUCAAUCUCGAGUAAUCCCUAUUGAUGCUUCAUGGUACAUGCCUAAUUCUCCGUUUAACGGAAAAGAUCAAUUCUUGAAUGAGGACCGUAUUAAAUCCGCUGCCUUCUUUGACCUUGAUUCAAUUUGUCUCCCUGAUUCGCAAUAUCCUCAUAUGUUGCCUCCUUAUGGUGUAUUCAAUAAAUCUAUGUCCGAUUUAGGGAUUCGCAGAAGUGAUACAUUAGUGGUUUACGACAAAAGUGGUAUAUUUUCAAGUCCUAGGGCCGCCUGGAACUUGACACUUCAUGGGCAUGAUAAGGUUUACCUCUUGAAUAACUAUAAUACCUACAAAAAGUACGAGUAUCCAGUGGAGACAAAGAAAGUUACAUCGUUGAGUACUCAAACAGAUUCGGAGAUCUUAGAAUACGAGCCAAUUUCUGAAGAAAACGUCAAAGAAAAUUAUAGAAACCAGGUUAUAGACUAUGAAGAACUAAUUGAACUAGUUGAAAAUGGUAAAUUGGAUGAAGAAUAUGUUACUUUUGAUGCUCGGUCGACUGACAGAUUUUCAGGAGCAUCCCCAGAACCUAGGCCUGGCUUAUCAUCAGGUCAUAUUCCAUCUUCAUUAUCUUUACCAUUUUCUAAAGUUCUCAAUCAAUCUGAUAACACUUAUAAGACCAAAGAAGAAUUGAUUGAACUUUUCAAACAGGACUUCGGUAUAGAUUUUUCUAAACCAAACCCCACGAAUGGCAAGAAAAUAAUUGUUAUGUGUGGAACUGGGGUUACGGCAGUCAUAUUAAGAUUAGCUUUGGAAUCGGUUAUUCAAUGCAAUGUUCCAAUACGUGUAUAUGAUGGAAGUUGGACAGAAUGGGCCCAACGAGCACCUUCACAAUAUAUAGUUAAAACUAAAUAG
Messenger RNA from Debaryomyces fabryi, 954 nucleotides. Its product is annotated as thiosulfate sulfurtransferase. Gene Ontology annotation, biological process: transsulfuration. Lineage: Eukaryota; Fungi; Ascomycota; Pichiomycetes; Serinales; Debaryomycetaceae. The coding region runs from base 1 to 954 and encodes 317 amino acids. Gene Ontology annotation, molecular function: thiosulfate-cyanide sulfurtransferase activity. The record is from RefSeq and is a predicted model, not a curated record. The transcript has a single exon. Gene Ontology annotation, cellular component: mitochondrion.